Messenger RNA from Nomia melanderi (Alkali bee), 1496 nucleotides. Its product is annotated as aurora kinase C. Gene Ontology annotation, biological process: protein phosphorylation. NCBI's taxonomy places the organism in Eukaryota, Metazoa, Arthropoda, Insecta, Hymenoptera, Halictidae. Gene Ontology annotation, molecular function: ATP binding; protein kinase activity. The record is from RefSeq and is a predicted model, not a curated record.
AUAUUCGUUAUUUUGAAUUGAAACAGGAAUAGUAACAGGACAUUUUUGGCAGGAAUCAUAUUUUCUUUUGUUCCGUGAGUGUUUCAUAGAUUGUCCUGCUUCAAUAUUUUAAAAUAUAUCUACUAAUAUAUAAUAAAUAUUAAUUUUACUGGUUUCUUGAAUAAAAAAGAUACUCAUCUAAUACAUAGUGUAUUCGGUGAUGCUUAAGGAUAAACAAAACUCUUAAUCAAGUGAUAUCACAAAUGCAUAACAAUUUUAAACAAUUACGAAUAUCUAAGGCAUCGCCUGCUUCCAGUGAAAGUUCAGUAAAUAAUUCAGAAACUAUAACCACAUCCACAAACGAACAUAAUACUUAUUUAGCGAAUAAUAAACCAAAAGAAAGCCGUAUAAACAAAUCUACAGAACUGAUGCCGCCACCAAAACUACCUUUGUCUUCUAAAACAGUUGUAUCUAUACAAGAUAACAGUGACAAAGAAAAUGAUAAGGAGAACAGGAAUAUUAAAGACAUUCACACAGACAAGAAUGAAGACCAAUACAAUGUUAAGAAUAAAAAUCAAAGCGAGAAGAAAUGGGUUUUAACAGAUUUUGAUAUUGGGCGUCCAUUAGGAAAAGGGAAGUUUGGUAAUGUUUAUUUAGCUAGAGAAAAGAAAUCAAAAUUUAUUAUUGCUAUGAAAGUGUUAUUUAAGGCGCAAAUACAAAAAGCUGAUGUAGAACAUCAAGUUAGAAGAGAAAUAGAAAUUCAAACACAUCUGAGACACCCAAACAUAUUGAAAAUGUAUGGUUAUUUCCAUGAUGAUAAGAGAGUGUACCUAAUUUUAGAAUAUGCCCCAAAUGGGGAAUUAUUUAAAGAAUUAAACGCUCAACCAGAAAAGCGUUUUGAUGAAGUUAGAACAGCUACAUAUAUAUCUCAAUUAGCAGAUGCUUUGAGAUACUGUCAUAGUAAGAAAGUCAUACAUCGUGAUAUUAAACCGGAGAAUUUAUUGCUUGGAAUAAAGGGUGAAUUAAAAAUGGCAGAUUUUGGUUGGUCUGUUCAUGCCCCUUCUUCCAGAAGAAACACUUUAUGCGGGACAUUAGAUUAUUUGCCACCUGAAAUGGUUGUUGGAAAAACACACGAUCAUACUGUAGAUUUAUGGGGUCUUGGUGUUUUAUGUUACGAAUGUUUAGUUGGUACUCCACCAUUUUUAGCUAAAACUUAUGAAGAAACAUAUAUGAAGAUCAAAAAAGCUCAGUAUAAAUUUCCAGAUUAUGUCAGUGAAGAUGCUAGAAACUUGAUAUCCAAAUUGUUAGUUGUUGAUCCAGAUCGAAGACUGCCUUUAGAAAAUGUUUUAAAACAUACUUGGAUUGUACAAAAUCGAACUACUGAACCACAUUGUUCAGUAUUGAAUUAGUUGGUUCUAAUAAAUACUGUUUUAUGUCCACGUGUAUGAAAUGAAAAUCUAAACAUUGCUGUGACUGCAAUUACAGAAUAAUUUGUAAUGAGUAAAGAAAGAAAAACA